AUGCUGUUUGUACUUUUGUUCCUUGUAGAUGGAAUUUCAUCAGCUUUCGCUUCGUCAUCAUCCUCAUCUGUUUUAUCAUUGUCAUCGUUUAGAUCUGUAUUAUCAAAUAAUAAUAAUUUAAUAUUAGCUACUGGAUCAGCAUGUCCAUCAAAUCCUGGAAUUGUAUGUAGUCAUGAUUAUUUAUUAGUGGAUGAUCGUAUAUCUAAUGUUUAUGACGGUACAAUUAACAAUAUACCAAUAAUUCGUUUUUGUUUAAUCAAUAAUUCCACAUUGAAAACAAUCGGCACAAAGACAAAAACAAAAUUACCAGAAGUAGAAAUUGUUAUGACCUUGGCAUUGAACUGUUCAGUAUUUUACUCUGAUGAACCAUUGAAAGAAUUUCAGACUUGA
Messenger RNA from Schistosoma margrebowiei, 390 nucleotides. NCBI's taxonomy places the organism in Eukaryota, Metazoa, Platyhelminthes, Trematoda, Strigeidida, Schistosomatidae. The record is from the annotation of a GenBank genome assembly.